ACAUAACUCUCUCCAUGCGCCGGGACAGCCAGAGCGCACGGGAGCCACCGCGGUCCGGUCCGGUCCGGUCCAGCAGCAGAGAGAGGGAGAAGAGGAGGCGCACUGACUGGAGGAGGAGAGGGAGAGGAGGAUGGCUGCGGGUUGGGAGCAGUAGGAGCACGAGGAGGAGGAGGGAUGGCGACCCGGGUGCUAAAACCCAACAGGACCUCCCGGUGGGGUUAGGAGCGCGUUAUGGAAUAUGAGGAGCUCGAUUUGCUCCCAGCUGACUCCCCUAGGAAAAAAGGGAGCAUCGUGUCCAAGAAGUCUCAUUUAACUCAGAUCGAAGUGAUCCCAUGCAAGAUUUGUGGUGACAAGUCUUCUGGAGUGCAUUAUGGAGUCAUCACAUGUGAGGGUUGUAAGGGAUUUUUCCGGCGCAGCCAGCUACCCACCGUGUCCUACUCCUGCUCCAGACAAAGUAACUGCCAGAUCGACCGCGCCAGCCGCAACCGCUGCCAGCACUGCCGCCUGCAGAAGUGCUUGGCCCAGGGCAUGAGCAGGGAUGCUGUGAAGUUUGGGCGGAUGUCCAAGCGCCAGCGGGACUCCCUGAUAGCUGAAGUGGAGCGGCACCGACAGCAGCAGCAGCAACAGCAGCAGCUCCAGGGAAACGCCCAGCUGGCGCUGUCCUACCCCGCCAAAACCCAUCAGGACCGCUCACCUCCGCUUCUCCAGCCCAUGGCCACAGCCUACACCUUCGGCGGAAACUCAGAACUGAUGUCCUACGCCGCUGACGUUCACCCCUACCUGGUGUGCUCUCCCAAUGACACUCAGAUCUCUGGGAUGAUUUACAGAAGCUCCGGUGGGACCCCUACAUCCAGAUCCCAGGGGAGGGGGGACAGCAGUGGGCACUCUGACAUAAGAGGAUUUGACUCCCGGCAACAAUCCCCCGAUCUCGUGGCGAUUCAUCCCUACAACUCUCUCGAUGAUCUGUACAGCCUCUAUCCUUAUUCCCCCAGAAGCAUAGAUGACCUGUGUGCCAGCAUUGUGCGCUCCCACAGAGAGACCACCCAGUACAGACUGGAGGAGUUGCAAGCCCUCAGAUGGAAGCUGUUCACCAGGGAGGAGAUCCAGGCCUACCAGAGCAAAACGGCGGAUGAGAUGUGGCAGCACUGCUCCAUUCGUCUCACUGAUGCUGUGCAGUAUGUGGUGGAGUUUGCAAAACACAUCCCAGGUUUCCGUUUGCUCAGCCAGAACGACCAGAUCACCCUCCUGAAGACAGGCUCGAUGGAGGUGGUUCUGGUCCGGAUGUGUCGUUUCUUUAACACAGAGAACAACACCGUGUUCUUUGAUGGGAAAUUUGCUGGAACAGAAGUUUUCGAGUCUCUGGUGUGCGGUGAUUUAAUCACGGCGUUGUUCGACUUUGCUCGGGGUAUGUGUGCUCUACAGCUCACAGAGCAGCAGAUCGCCCUCUUCAGUGCUCUGGUGCUGAUCAACGCAGACCGCCCGAGUCUGGAGGACAGAGGCAGAGUUCAGCGGGUGCAGAGGAGCGUGGAGCUGGGACUCACACACAUUCUUCACCGAGAAAACCAGGAAAGUCUGAUGCAUGAGCUGCACCAGAGGAUGGCGGUGUUGCAUUCGCUGUGCCGCCUGCACAUGGAGAAGCUGCGCUGGUUCACCCAGAGACAUCCUCUCACCGCUCACUCUCUGUUUCCUCCGCUCUACAAGGAGCUGUUUGCAUCCGAGGCUGAGCUGCUGCCGGGGACCACUCACUGAUGAUCCAACAGGAGAUCCAAGCACGCACACACACACACACACAUGGACACACAGGACCAUGAGACUCGUGGUUACACCUAAAAAUGAUCUAUUUUUGUAACAAAUGAAGAGAAAAGCACAAGAGUUUCAUCACAAGUAGAACUCCUUCUUUAGAUGGUGUGAGACAUAAAUUGAAAUGUUUUAAUAGCUUGAAAU
Nothobranchius furzeri (turquoise killifish) is the source of this 1944-nucleotide messenger RNA. It is a transcript of the gene rorc, whose product is annotated as RAR-related orphan receptor C. Lineage: Eukaryota; Metazoa; Chordata; Actinopteri; Cyprinodontiformes; Nothobranchiidae. Gene Ontology annotation, biological process: regulation of transcription by RNA polymerase II. Gene Ontology annotation, cellular component: nucleus. Gene Ontology annotation, molecular function: zinc ion binding; RNA polymerase II cis-regulatory region sequence-specific DNA binding; nuclear receptor activity. The record is from RefSeq and is a predicted model, not a curated record.